AUGUUCCUCCAAGCUAACGUCUUCAGAUUCUUAACUAGAUCGCCUAGAUCCCUAAGAUCUGCAUCAACAUAUGCGGUGAACGAUGGCUCCCAUCUUGGAGACUCGCUAGCGACAGAGGGCAUCGAAACGGUACCACUAGCCUUCGACAAGCACGAGCCUUCAACCAAUGCCAGUGACAAAUCUCCAUUGAUGUUUCUUCAUGGACUCUUUGGCUCCAAAACCAAUACUAGAACUGUCGCCAAGACGCUUGCUCUGAGGUUAUCCCGCGAUGUAUAUUGUCUCGAUCUUCGGAACUUCGGCCAAUCUCCACACAUCGAAAGACUCGACUAUCCAUCGAUGGCCGCUGAUGUCGAAAGAUUUAUAGAAGAAGCAGAGAUCCCAAAGAAGCCAAUAUUGGUGGGCCAUUCUAUGGGAGCCAAGACGGUGAUGGCAUUAGCAUUGAGAAGGCCGGAUUUACCUGGAAUGAUUGUCUCAGUAGAUAAUGCCCCUGUUUUUAUUCCAAGUACAUCUGGUGGAAAGUUCGGCAAAUAUAUCAAACAGCUUAGAUAUGCUUUGGAAGGUAAAAAGUACACGAACAUCAAGGAUGUCGAUGCUGAGUUGGCCAAGAUUGAGCCAUCGAAGGAGAUCAGACAGUUUCUUUUGACAAAUGUUGAUAGAGGCCAGAGGGACGAUGUCUGCAAAUCCCGAAUUCCGCUAGAUAUCAUCGAUAAAGCAGUUACUGCGGGAAACAUUGCGCUGUGGCCGUAUGACCCCAAUGUGGCUCGCUGGACUAAAGGGCCAGCUCUCUUUAUUCGUGGAACAGAAUCUACAUACGUUCCUGACGAUGUUUUUCAGGACAUAGGCCAAUACUUUCCUCAUUUCGAAGUGAGAGAUGUGAAGGCUGGUCACUGGUUGAUAAGCGAAAACCCCAAGGAAUUCAUGGAUCUUCUAUGCGAGUUCAUCGAGAGGAACGAAGACAUAUAA
Molecule: messenger RNA, 963 nt
Organism: Candidozyma auris
Lineage: Eukaryota; Fungi; Ascomycota; Pichiomycetes; Serinales; Metschnikowiaceae
Exons: 1
Coding region: 1-963 (320 amino acids)
Cellular component (GO): mitochondrion
Source: RefSeq, a predicted model, not a curated record